This is a messenger RNA of Anopheles aquasalis, 1086 nucleotides long. Its product is annotated as protein phosphatase 1 regulatory subunit 42-like. Gene Ontology annotation, molecular function: protein binding. The record is from RefSeq and is a predicted model, not a curated record. NCBI's taxonomy places the organism in Eukaryota, Metazoa, Arthropoda, Insecta, Diptera, Culicidae.
UGCAAAAUGACCAAACACAAGGUGUUCUCCAAGAAAGCCAAAACGAAUCUGACGCAUCUUUACCUGAAUGAUAAAAAUAUGACCAAAAUUAACAACAUCUAUCCGACCAAAAACAUCCUGGUCCUGUACCUGCACAACAACCAAAUAAGUAAAAUUGAAAAGCUGAACGCCUUCGCCCACCUGACGCACCUCUAUCUGCAGUGGAACAACCUGCGAAAGAUUGAGAAUCUGGACAGUCUGAAGAACCUCAAGCAGCUGUAUCUGGGUUACAACAAAAUAUCGCGGCUAGAGAACUUGGGCAACUUAAAGAAGCUCGAACAAGUCCACAUCGAGCGCCAGCAGCUGGAUGGUGCCGUACGGUUCGACUUCGAUCCAGAAUGCGUUUGUGCGCUGGCGAAUCACCUCAAGGUUUUAAACAUCAAAAAGCUCAAGCUAACCAACAUUGAUGCGCUGGAACCGUUGUGGAAGCUAGAGAUUCUGCUCGCCUCGGAGAACAACUUCAAAUCGACUGAUGAUAUUACGCCCGUCAUUAGUGCCCUCUACUCGCUGCGUGUCCUCGAUCUGCAGGGUUCUGCCGCUCAACGUGAUGUACACUACCGCGAGAAGGUUACCGCUGCGGCUGGCCAUAAACUUCUGUUGCUGGAUGGAAAAAUGAUUUCACAAUCGACGCGUAAUUUCAUCAAAAACUUCCAGUCCGUCAAGCUGGAGAAGCAGCGACGUGCUAGCGAGAAACCGAAAACGGCCGAGAAUUCGAAAUCUUCUUUUGAUUGCACCAGCGAACGGAGCAGCGGCAGUGGAUUCGUGGACCCGUUCAGUGCCGUCCUUCCGGCGACUUCGCUGUUCCAGGUAAGCACCCGGCGACCGGUCUGCACGCGAGUGCUUCGCAAACCCAUCAAAUCACCGCUCCUCACGAAAACCAUGUCGGCCAACUUCUGUGACGAGAUGGCGUUCCGUUCGAACGAACUGCAUCCGGCCGGUGCCGUCGUUAUGCUGCAAGGCAAAGAGAUUAAGGCGGGAGUACCGGUAUUUAAGGAAAAGCUGCGUGCUCACCGAAAGAUACAAUCAUUGCCAACGAUUGAUCACUAG